CUCGGCCGCGGGCCCCGCCGGCCGGGCCGCCCCCUCCCCGCGCGGGCGGGCAGCGCGCGGCCGCUCCCCCUCCCCCUCCCGCCUUUCUUCUCCUCCCUCGCCGCCGCCGCCGCCGCCUCAGCUUUCGCCUCAGCCGCCGCCGCCGCCCGCUCCCGCCCGCGCGUGGCGGGAUGGACGAUCAAUCCAGGAUGCUGCAGACUCUGGCCGGGGUGAACCUGGCCGGCCACUCGGUGCAGGGGGGCAUGGCCCUGCCGCCUCCCCCGCACGGCCACGAAGGGGCGGACGGCGACGGCAGGAAGCAGGACAUCGGCGACAUCCUCCACCAGAUCAUGACCAUCACCGACCAGAGCUUGGACGAGGCGCAAGCAAAGAAACAUGCUCUGAACUGUCACAGAAUGAAACCCGCGCUCUUCAGCGUCCUGUGUGAGAUCAAAGAGAAAACAGGUCUCAGCAUCAGAGGAGCCCAGGAGGAGGACCCUCCCGAUCCCCAGCUAAUGAGACUGGACAAUAUGCUUUUGGCAGAAGGGGUUUCAGGUCCUGAGAAAGGUGGGGGAUCGGCGGCAGCAGCUGCAGCCGCGGCAGCCUCUGGAGGUUCUUCAGAUAACUCUAUUGAACACUCAGAUUACAGAGCCAAAUUGACCCAGAUCAGACAAAUCUAUCACACAGAACUGGAGAAAUAUGAACAGGCGUGCAAUGAAUUCACCACACAUGUGAUGAACCUUCUCCGAGAACAGAGUAGAACGCGUCCCAUUUCCCCAAAAGAGAUUGAAAGAAUGGUGGGCAUCAUCCAUCGAAAAUUUAGUUCUAUUCAGAUGCAGCUCAAACAAAGCACUUGUGAAGCAGUUAUGAUUUUAAGAUCAAGGUUCCUUGAUGCCAGACGGAAAAGGCGUAACUUCAGUAAACAGGCCACGGAAAUCUUGAAUGAAUAUUUUUACUCACACCUCAGCAAUCCCUACCCCAGCGAAGAAGCCAAAGAGGAGCUGGCCAAGAAAUGCAGCAUCACAGUGUCACAGGUGUCCAACUGGUUUGGCAACAAACGAAUCAGGUACAAGAAGAAUAUCGGCAAGUUUCAGGAAGAAGCCAACCUCUACGCUGCGAAGACAGCUGUAACGGCUGCACACGCAGUAGCCGCCGCUGUGCAGAACAACCAGACCAACUCACCCACCACACCAAACUCGGGUUCUUCUGGUUCUUUUAACCUCCCAAAUUCUGGGGACAUGUUCAUGAACAUGCAGAGUCUGAAUGGGGAUUCUUACCAAGGGUCCCAAGUCGGAGCCAAUGUGCAAUCACAGGUGGAUACCCUCCGUCAUGUUAUCAAUCAGACGGGAGGCUACAAUGAUGGCCUUGGAGGAAAUUCGCUGUACAGUCCACAUAAUUUAAAUGCUAAUGGAGGCUGGCAGGACGCAACGACUCCAUCUUCUGUGACUUCUCCCACGGAAGGCCCAGGCAGUGUGCACUCGGAUACCUCUAACUGAUCUCUGGCCACACUCUCCCCGGGCUGCUCUGCCUUGAGAAGUGCAUUCACAGCAAUAGGAGGAAAAGGAAUGCGGUUUUUGUAGCCCACCAUCUACAGCUUUACUGUAAAACCUUAUCUUAUUAGAGAACUGGGUAAAUCUGUUUUUUAAGGAAUCAUAAUCAUUUGUAUUUAUACUGAAAAACACAAUGUUUUAAAAAAGAAAAAAAAAGCACUUUAUCCAAUUAGGCCAAGAAUUCACAUUGUUGACAGUCCUGUAGCUAUUUUAUCAUAAUUUAUUAUCAAUAUUUUACACUAAUGGUUUCACAGUUGCCAAUUACUUGGCCUUAAGGGUAAAAAGUACAGUAUGGCUUCACCCCGGUCACUGAAGCCGCUGCGGAGCCCCGGCCUGCGCGCACGC
Ochotona princeps (American pika) is the source of this 1874-nucleotide messenger RNA. RefSeq names its product PBX homeobox 3 (gene PBX3). The record is from RefSeq and is a predicted model, not a curated record. Gene Ontology annotation, molecular function: DNA-binding transcription factor activity, RNA polymerase II-specific; RNA polymerase II cis-regulatory region sequence-specific DNA binding. Bases 171 to 1475 code for a protein of 434 amino acids. Lineage: Eukaryota; Metazoa; Chordata; Mammalia; Lagomorpha; Ochotonidae. The transcript is spliced from 9 exons. Gene Ontology annotation, cellular component: nucleus. Gene Ontology annotation, biological process: brain development; animal organ morphogenesis; regulation of transcription by RNA polymerase II.